Molecule: messenger RNA, 1809 nt
Organism: Pyricularia pennisetigena
Lineage: Eukaryota; Fungi; Ascomycota; Sordariomycetes; Magnaporthales; Pyriculariaceae
Exons: 4
Coding region: 1-1809 (602 amino acids)
Cellular component (GO): Cdc73/Paf1 complex
Molecular function (GO): DNA binding; RNA polymerase II C-terminal domain phosphoserine binding
Source: RefSeq, a predicted model, not a curated record
AUGUCUGACAUUGACGACGAUCUCCUCGCCCUCGCCGGUGGUGCCGUCUCUUCUGAUGAAGAAGAUGGCAGCCGCGCAGGGUCGAGGUCUCCUGCGCCCGGAAAGGCUAAGAAUGGAGCAGCAAAAAAGACGGCAGCAAAAAAGACCCAAGGACGUGCGGCGGCGGAUGAUUCGGAGGAAGAGGGUGAGGCCAUGGCGGCACUAACACCAGUCCUUGGCAGCUCUUCGGCCCCCUCGAGCCCGCGAUCCGACCAGUCAGUCCCCAUGGACGAAUCAGAUUCAGACUCAUCCGUUCGACGGAGUAAGGCCCGGGACGAAGAGGAGAACAAGUAUCCGGUCGAGGGCAUGUUCAUGAGCCACGCGGAGAAGGCGCACAUCAUGAGCUUGCGGGAGAUUGAGCGUGAGGAGAUCCUGGCGGAGCGUGCGCAGGAGAAGGAGAAGAUGCACCAGAACCGGCUGCUUCGCCAGCUCGUUAGUAAUAAUGAGAUGCAGAAGAAGCGAUCGGCCUCGAACGCAGGACUGGCCGACGACGACAGGCGCAAGACGUCGAGGGUCCGCACCAAGCUUGGCGGCAGCCGUGUUGGCGAGACGAACGCGGCACUCGACUCGCUGAAGCGCGCCAGGGCUGAGAAGAAUGAGCGCACACGUAGGCGUGAGGAGGACAAGGAGCGGAGGAAAGACCGCUCGCCUUCGUACCGGGAUGGAUUUGAGGACGACAACGACGCGGACAGCGAGGUCGACUGGGCGCAUUCGUCCAAGAAGAAGUCCAAAGAAUCCAAGCCCGAGAAGGAGGACUUGCCGGCAGAACUGGAAGAUAUUCAAAGGAUCCGAAUGAGCCGCACUGGGUUUGGUCAAGUCUGCUUCAAUCCAGGAUUUGAGAAGAAGAUGGAGGGAUGUUUCGUACGCAUCUCUGUUGGCCAGGAUCGAGAGACGCAAGAAAACGUGUACCGCAUGGCGAUUAUUAAGGGUAUAUCAAAAGGCAAAGAGUACGCAACCGAUGGCGCUCACGGUCAAAUAAUCACGGAUCAAUACAUCACGGCUGCCCAUGGCAAGGCAGUUCGUGACUGGCCGUUCAUUGCUUGUUCAAAUCAGCCAUUCACAGAGAACGAGUGGAGGAGGUACAAAACCACAUGCAAUGCCGAGAAUGUGGAUCUUCCCAUGCAGUCGGCCGUGUCCAAAAAGCUCGACGAACUCCACAGUCUACUCAAACACAGCUGGACGGAAGAGGAGCUCUCGGCAAAGAUUGAGCGGGUCAGGAAGUUGAAGGCCAAGUUCCAGGGGCAUGAUCGCUUGCAGCUGGAGCAGGAUAUUGCCGAGUACCGCGCGCUGGGCAUGCACGACAAGGCAAAGGAGCUGGAAGCAAAGCUCGAGACGCUCGAGACGCCGCGGUUAGCUUUUAGGACAUCACUGCAACCGGCCGCUAAGAAAGGCGCGGGUAGCGGACCCAACGGAGGGCUAUCGCAGCAGGAAAGGCUCGCGCAGAUCAACGCAGAGAACCGCAGGCGCAAUCGGGACGCGGUGCGGAAAGCGCAGAUCCAGGAGCGAGCGCAGCACGAACGUCGGAUAGAACGCAGCAACACCCCAAAGAAGGGAGGCGGCACCGACAGCGGAGCGAGCACUCCGGGCGGCGGUGGUGAGAGUGGCGAUGGGGGAGCGACCAAGGGAGGCUUGCUGCCGCACCUGGCGAAGCUGAAGCUGCAACAGAGUUCUCAAGACAAGAAGGGCCUCCCGACCAUUCACAAACCAUUGAUGGAUGACGACAUUAUUGGGGCGCUGGAUCUGGACAUUGACGAGGAUAUUCUAAACUAA